AUGUCGUACCCUCAAGAAACAUUCUUUCGAACUUCACUAAUAUCAGGGUCUCUGCUGGCUCGAAGACGCGAGGUUGUCUCAUCAAACACCCUGCUCUAUCAGCUUGACGUAUUGAAAAAGACAGGCAGAUAUGACGCGUUCAAAUUGCAAUGGCAUCCUUCAUAUUCUGAUCCUCCAGAUGUCUGGCCCAUUCCGAAUCAUCUCUUCUGGGACUCGGACGUUGCCAAAUGGAUCGAAGGAGCAUGCUAUUUCUUACGUGAACAACCGGACCCCAAGAUCCACGUGGCGGUAAAAGAGUUGGUUCAAAUGAUACAGUCUGCCCAGCAACCAGAUGGAUAUAUUAACAUCCACUAUACAGUGGUCGAACCCGGCAAACGUUUCACCAACCUUCGAGAUUUCCACGAACUGUACAAUGCCGGACACUUGAUCGAAGCCGCUCUGGCUCACAACCACCUCUACCAUAAUGAUGAUCUGCUUGGCCCGAUGUUGAAAUACGUGGAUCUCCUGUGUCGAAUAUUCGGACCCGGCGAGAACCAAGUCCAUGGAUACCCCGGCCAUCCUGAGAUUGAGCUGGCUCUUCUCCGACUGUAUCACCGGACGAAGGACCGCAAACAUCUAGAUCUGGCGACGUAUUUCAUCACAGAGAGAGGCAAUCCCUCUGGCGACCACGGGAAACAUUACUAUGUGGCGGAGGCGGAGCGGCGAAAUGAAUCCCCAUAUACAAGACCAAGAUACUGGGCCGAUUCGGACGCUCUGUGGUACUACCAGUCUCAGGAGCCGCUGGUGGAACAGCAGACCAUCCAAGGCCACUCGGUACGAGCAAUGUACCUGCUCACCGCCGCCGCGGAUCUAGUUAGAUCUGGCAAGUCUCCUGAUGCACGCUUAAAGAGCGGGGUAUCCCGACUCUGGGACAACAUGGUAGACUGCAAAAUGUAUCUGACAGGAGGAAUUGGGGCCAUGAAGCAGUGGGAAGGGUUUGGCUUGGAUUAUUUUCUGCCCCAAGGAACGGAUGAAGGAGGUUGUUAUGCAGAGACCUGUGCGGCCAUCGGCGUCAUGAUGUUAGCCGAGAGAAUCCUACAGUACGACCUCGACCGACGAUUUAGCGAUGUCAUGGAAUUGUGUCUAUAUAACGCCGUGUUGACAGCCAUGUCGCACAACGGCACGAAAUUCACCUACGUCAAUCAACUCGCGUCCAGCGAUUCGGACCUUUCUAAGCGUGAGGAAUGGUUCACUUGCGCUUGCUGUCCGCCGAAUAUGCUGAGAUUGCUGGGUCAGGUGGGAGGGUAUAUAUGCACGCAGCAAAAGUCCGGUCCAGAAGGGCCACCAUCAACGCAGGUCAAUGUGCACCUAUACGUCUCCAGUCGAUGCGAAUUUGAGACUGGUCAUGGUCAGCAGGUGGUCUUGACCCAGAAGACCAAUUGGCCAUGGAGCGGACAAGUCGAGUUCAAUCUCUGUACGAAGUCAGAUCAGGUCAGUCUGGCACUUCGCAUACCUGGAUGGACUACAUCGUGGAAAAUGACCCCAUCACCGCCCACCACCACCUUACGGAACGGCUACCUGAUUCUACCACCGACAUACCUCUCGUCCCACCCGUCAUUUACGCUCGAUAUCCCCAUCGCUCCUCGCCUUGUCUCGCCGCAUCCAUACACUAACCAACCCAUCCUGGCCCUCAGCCGUGGCCCGAUCAUAUAUUGCGUUGAAGACACCGACAACACCUGGGUUCAAGAUCACUUUAAAAGCGUCCAACUCGACCCUCACUGCCAAGUAGUUGAGAAAACCGUCACAGAUCCAAAAACAGGAGAUACUUAUGUUUCUCUCACGGUCAUCAAUGGUGGCGCCAGCGUGAUGAAACCGCAAGAUGUUCACGCAUCUCCGAGCGUAGAGGUGACAGGACUGGAUGAAAAGCUGCAACGCGAUGUGAGAACUAUUGAGGAAUUGAAUUUUGUGCCGUAUUAUUUUAGAGCGAACAGAGGAGGGAGUGGGCAGAUGAGAGUGGGGUUACGACGGUGGAAUAAGGCAUCGAUGGGACGGAUAGACAGAUAG
Molecule: messenger RNA, 2043 nt
Organism: Rhinocladiella mackenziei CBS 650.93
Lineage: Eukaryota; Fungi; Ascomycota; Eurotiomycetes; Chaetothyriales; Herpotrichiellaceae
Exons: 3
Coding region: 1-2043 (680 amino acids)
Biological process (GO): carbohydrate metabolic process
Source: RefSeq, a predicted model, not a curated record